AUGCUUCGGGUUGUCACUUGUGUUCUUCUGGUUGUCGGGCUGGGCUUGGCUUUGGAGGUGCCAGCGGGUCUGCGGCCGGCCAAAGCUGUCGGGGAAAGCGAGGAGAAAAUUGUGCCGGCAACUAAUGAGGUGAGGUUGGCCUGGAUUUAAUCUUUGAGGCUAAUACUCGGGCUUCUUACAACAAAAAUUUCAGCAACCAACAGCACCAAGCAAUGCCCGUCCUCCACCUAAUUUGUCGCUGAGAUCAAGACAUGUUGCCGCCCAAAACUCGCCCUCCGAAUCGCAAGAUGGUGAGCCAAAUCAUUCUGAGGUAAGUCGGGGACUUAGUAUAUUUAGUAAAAGUGAUCGCUUAAUGACAGAAUUUGGCUUACCUUGCCUUCUUUCAGGCUGAAUUCAAAGAGCCAGUAGUCUUUACCAAGUCCAAGGGCGCCAAGAAACAAGAAAAGGCGAAGCCCGCCUUCAAGCCAGUUGAGCCAGCACCAUCCGCGUCCAAACUCCCUCGAGUCACGGUACGUAUUGGACCCAAGGGCGCACAAAGGUCUAUACCGGUGUUGCCCGCAAUUAAUAUCCGAUUCCACACGCCCGAGGAAAUCUCCAACGCGGAAUUUGAAUAAAGAAACAACCGUUGCAACGUGGGCUUUUUAUUCCCUGCAUGGUCCUCGCAAAACAUGAACUCGUUGGAAUAAACGUUGAUAAAGUGUGUUGAUUUCAGGGACCACCGCCUCCUAGCGGCAACUACGGAGUGAAUACCAUUCUCCAGACCAACCUGGUCGACUCUAAAGGUCGGAUUAUCAAGGGAGUUAGCUCUGUGCCCAUCAGAGUCCCAUCUACCGAAGAAUUAAAGAAUGCCAAACCAAGGUGAGUACGCUACACUGACAUGACCACCUCGCUUCUUGAAAUUACCUGCUAUUUUUGCAUUGCAGCCGCGCCACCGCCUCUCAAGUGGAAACCGAGGCCGACAAGGUUGUCCCAGUCGAGUUCGGGCGCUCUCAGCCAGCCAUCUAG
Bursaphelenchus xylophilus (pine wood nematode) is the source of this 1005-nucleotide messenger RNA. NCBI's taxonomy places the organism in Eukaryota, Metazoa, Nematoda, Chromadorea, Rhabditida, Aphelenchoididae. The record is from the annotation of a GenBank genome assembly.